Molecule: messenger RNA, 730 nt
Organism: Salvia splendens (bonfire salvia)
Lineage: Eukaryota; Viridiplantae; Streptophyta; Magnoliopsida; Lamiales; Lamiaceae
Product: early nodulin-like protein 1
Exons: 2
Coding region: 1-585 (194 amino acids)
Cellular component (GO): plasma membrane
Molecular function (GO): electron transfer activity
Source: RefSeq, a predicted model, not a curated record
AUGGGUUAUGAUCAGAGAAAUUGGGUUGCAUAUACGGUGUUGCUUUGUUCCUUAGUAAAUUCGUCAUAUUCUUACCAGUUGUUGGUCGGAGGCCGAGAUGGAUGGGUCCUCAACCCUUCGGAAAGCUACCACCACUGGGCCACCCGCUUGCGCUUCCAAGUCAAUGACACCCUCCUGUUCAAAUACAAGAGAGGAAGUGAUUCUGUGUUAGUAGUGAACAAGGAAGAUUACGAGAGCUGCAGCGUCGCGAAUCCGGUGGUGAAACUGGAGGACGGGGAUUCCGAGUUCAGAUUGGACCGGUCGGGCCCGUUCUACUUCAUCACCGGAAACAAGGCUCGUUGCGAUCAGGGGCAGAAACUCAUAGUCGUCGUUUUAGCCAUCAGGACCUCGCCAUCCCUGCCCUCGCCCUCGCCCUCGCCCUCACCCUCGCCAGAAGCUCCAGCGCCUGACGGCCCUCUGACACCGCCGCACGUUAAACCGCGGCCGAGGUCGUUGGCGGCUCCACCAUGCACUGCUUCUGUUUUCUUCAUGUCAUGUGUUUUAAGUGUGGGUUUGGGGCUCUUAAAUUUUAGGGUGUUUUCAUAGGAACAAUAUUUUGGGAUAUUUUUAUUGCCAAGAUCUGUUUGUGAUUCAGUUUAAUUUAGUUUUCAGACUAUGCUUUCUAUACACAUUCUGUCUCUUUUUUUUGUUUUGAUUGAAAUUGUGGUUCUUGUUUUUAUUCAUAUGAAUA